Messenger RNA from Dovyalis caffra, 1716 nucleotides. Lineage: Eukaryota; Viridiplantae; Streptophyta; Magnoliopsida; Malpighiales; Salicaceae. The record is from the annotation of a GenBank genome assembly.
AUGAAUUAUUUCCCAGAUGAAGUGUUAGAGCAUAUUUUUGAUUUUGUAACAUCACAAAGAGACAGGAACUCAGUGUCUCAAGUAUGUAAACCGUGGUACAAGAUCGAAAGUAGUUGCAGGCAAAAGGUUUUUGUAGGGAACUGUUAUGCAAUCAGUCCUGAGAGAGUGAUUGAGAGGUUUCCAGGUUUAAAAUCUAUUUUUUUAAAAGGAAAGCCUCAUUUUGCUGAUUUUAAUUUGGUUCCACAUGAUUGGGGAGGCUUUGUUUAUCCAUGGAUUGAAGCUUUUGCAAGGAAUAAUGUGGGGUUAGAGGAGCUCAAGUUGAAGAGGAUGAUAAUAUCCGAUGAGUGCUUGGAGCUGAUUUCAAGAUCUUUUCCCAAUUUCAAGUCCUUGGUUCUUGUUAGUUGUGAAGGCUUCACUACUGAUGGCCUGGCUGCUAUUGCUUCUAAUUGUAGGUUCCUUAGGGAGCUGGACCUGCAGGAAAAUGAUGUCGAGGAUCAUAGAGGCCAUUGGCUUAGCUGCAUUCCUGACACCUGUACAUCUCUUGUAUCACUUAAUUUUGCAUGUCUCAAAGGAGAUGUCAAUUUAGCAGCUCUUGAGAGACUUGUGGCAAGAUCUCCUAAUCUGAGGAGUUUGAGGUUAAAUCAUGCAGUACCACUUGAUAUACUUCAAAAAAUAUUGAUGCGAGCACCUCAUUUAGUGGACUUGGGUGUAGGUUCUUAUGUACACGAUCCAGAUUCUGAGACUUAUAAUAAAUUAGUGACUGCUAUUCGAAGGUGUAAGUCAGUCAAGAGUUUGUCAGGGUUUCUGGAUGUUGCUCCUCACUGCCUAUCAGCUUUUCACUUAAUUUGCCCACGCCUGACUUCCUUGAACCUAAGCUAUGCUCCAGGAAUCCACGGUACUGAGCUCGUAAAGCUAAUUCGUCACUGCAGGAAACUCCAGCGCUUAUGGAUACUGGAUUGCAUUGGAGAUGAAGGAUUAGAAGUUGUAGCUUCGACUUGCAAAGAUUUGCAGGAAAUAAGGGUCUUUCCUUCUGAUCCAUUCGUUGGGAAUGCAGCUGUGACAGAAGUGGGCUUGGUCGCUCUUUCACGUGGUUGCCCUAAGCUUCAAUCAAUUCUAUACUUCUGUCAGCAGAUGACCAAUGCAGCCCUGAUAACUGUAGCUAAGAACUGCCCGAAUUUUACCCGCUUUCGGUUGUGCAUCCUUGACCCCACAAAACCAGACGCUGUGACCAAUCAGCCAUUGGAUGAAGGUUUUGGGGCUAUCGUUCACUCGUGCAAGGGUCUCAGGCGGUUGUCAAUGUCUGGCCAGCUGACUGAUCAAGUUUUCCUCUACAUUGGAAUGUAUGCCGAGCAGCUUGAAAUGCUUUCUAUUGCAUUUGCUGGGGACACUGACAAGGGAAUGCAGUAUCUGUUGAAUGGUUGCAAGAAACUUCGCAAGCUAGAGAUAAGGGACUGCCCUUUUGGCAAUGCAGCGCUUUUAAUGGACGUGGGAAAGUAUGAAACAAUGCGAUCCCUUUGGAUGUCAUCCUGCGAAAUUACCCUUGGAGGCUGCAAGUCCCUUGCAAAGAAGAUGCCCAGGCUCAAUGUGGAGAUCAUAAAUGACAAUGAUCAGAUGGAAGUUAGUGCAGAUGAUAGGCAAAAGGUAGAGAAGAUGUACCUGUAUCGGACAUUGGCAGGGCAAAGGAAAGAUGCACCAGAGUUCGUGUGGACUCUGUAG